UUCUAAAGUCGCUGCGCCACAUAAAAGCUGAGCUACCUGCGCUGGUCCGCACCCUUCAACAAAUCAAGGAAGCAAUCGACAGCCGCCAAUUUCGGAACGAGUGCGCAGCCGCACUUCUACCAGCAAUCCAGGGCUGCGGGGGAUCGAUUUAAGACAUAGAUUCCCUACUAGUGAAAACGUUGCCGCGACAGAGCGACGGGUGGGCUAAGAAGACCCUUAAAUCGAUGGACAGUGUGUUAAAGGAUGGAAAGAUCGAGAACUUUGACGAAAAUCCUCCGCGGAUACAUCACAAUGCUAACUUUCUAUUUUGCUGCAUCGUCUUCAAUGUUGCAGCCCCUCACGGAUACGACAUUCAACAGAAUCGAGAUGUCACUGUUAACGAUUACUCCAGACACUAAGCUUAUCAGGGUACGACAAUGGCUAUCUACGCCGGAUCCAUCAGUCAACUUUCAGAAGGCCCUCCAUCUAAGCCAGGCUGAUACCGGACUAUGGCUCCUUGAGAGCGAUCUGUACAGAAAGUGGGAAAUUGAAGCUUCCUUCAUCUGGCUGCACGGUAUCCCAGGCUGCGGAAAGACUGUCCUCAGCUCAACCUUGCUUGAGAAUCUACUUCAACAUAGCGCGGAUAAGCCAGGGAAAGCAGUCGCUUAUUUUUAUUUCUACUUCAACGACCGACAAAAACAGGAUCCCGAGUUAAUGGUCCGAUCGUUAAUCUUUCAGUUGUUGCAGCAGUGCAUCAAAAUAUCCACUGGUCUCAGUGCACUCUUCGCAUCUUAUGACAAUGGAAAGCGACAGCCAUCUCUAAAUACGCUUCUCAAAGCUCUAAAGCAAUUGAUCGAAGAGUUCCCCCAAACAUAAGUCGUCAUUGAUGCCUUGGAUGAAUGCGCUAACCGGAAGGAACUCAUGAGAAUCGUGAAAGAGAUGUCUACAUGGGAACUGGAAGGGUUCCAUCUUCUUCUUACAAGCCGUAGAGAGGGUGAUAUUGAAAGAACCCUCGGACGCAUUCUAGAUGUCCUACGUAUGUCAGCGACUCUCUGACAAUGAAAGCCUUCAGAAAUGGCAUUCUGAUGCCACAAUCCGGCAGCGGAUCGAAACUUCGUUAAUUAAAGGAGCUCACGGAAUGUUCCGAUGGGCUGCCCGUCAAUUGGACAUUCUCG
Molecule: messenger RNA, 1154 nt
Organism: Lindgomyces ingoldianus
Lineage: Eukaryota; Fungi; Ascomycota; Dothideomycetes; Pleosporales; Lindgomycetaceae
Exons: 3
Coding region: 244-855 (203 amino acids)
Source: RefSeq, a predicted model, not a curated record